This is a messenger RNA of Cyanistes caeruleus (blue tit), 2535 nucleotides long. The record is from RefSeq and is a predicted model, not a curated record. NCBI's taxonomy places the organism in Eukaryota, Metazoa, Chordata, Aves, Passeriformes, Paridae.
AAUAAAGUUCGGGGAGGGGGGGGAAUGCCUGUGGAGGUUUAAGAACUUCAAACCGGGAAGAGUCGUGGAAGAGUUAAGCAGCUGGAGCUUCGGGGAAAAACGUGGAGGCUUAAUAAAUUUGGUUCUCUGAGCUCUGGGGGGAAGCUCCAGAGGGUUUUGAGCUGCUGAGUGCACUGAGGAUGAGACAUCUCUGGCUCUAGUGUAAUUUACCCAAUAGAGAAGAAGAAUUUGGGUCUUGGAGAUGUCUUUUUCUUCCCCUGUUGAGGAAAACACCUUAAAAGUGCAAAUGGACAGUCAGUGUUACCCUGAUGGCUGCCAAGUAGUUCCAAUUUGGAAGUUGGUGGCCAUGUGGCCAUCAGAAAAGGAAGAGGAGGAGACCAUAAUCCUGAUCAGUGAUGAUGAUGAUGAUGAAGUGCAGUGCCCAGAUGAUGAUGGUGAAGGGGAGAGCACCCAAGGGAGUUCUGUCCUGCUUGUAGAGCCACAAGAGAAAUCUCCCCUGGAAGAGAAUAAAUCAGAGGAAAUGGUGGAUGAGGAAGGGGAUUUGGUGGUCACCUACUGUAAGCAAGCAGAUGUGAUGCCUCACGCGAGACACGACUGCACUGUACACCCCUUCCAGAGAACAGAGAGUGAUACUUCCUCCCCCCUUGGGAAAAACGCAGAUAUUUGUGACGAGUGCUACUGCUACAUCUGUGACAAACUGGCUGCCAAGUGCCAGCUCUGGACAGCCCCUUCCCUGUGCCACUGCAAUGCCCACAACAAAAGCAACUUCUGGAAGGCUCAGAGGAACUCUGCCCUAGCUGGGAUCCUGGCCACCUUCAACCUGGAGCUGCUGGAGCUGGACACAGAGCUGCGCCACGGGGGAGAUCUCCUAGAAAAAUUCAUCAAGGAUCUUUCUGUAGCCUAUAACAAGUACCUGACAGGAGAAAGGAUGUGUCCCCCAGGACAUGAAUGCUUCUGCAAACCAAAAUUGCCCCCAGGGCAGUGCAGUGUCUGCAGCUCACAGAACCUGGAGGUGGUGUACAGGUAUUCUGAUGUUUUCGACCUGGUAACAAGAUUUUUAAAUCAGGCAGAACAAGAAAGCCCCAAAGCUGCUGCUGUCAUGCUGCUGGGAGCAGCUAAACAGAUCGCCCUGCACAAAGACCCUGCUCUGCUUAGGAACUGCCAGAACCUUGGCCACACUGCUUCCCUAAGGAUCGCUGUCCCAUUUCUGUUCCAUAGGAUCACAACCCGGCUGCAGAGGAUGCUGGUGUUGUGUGACUUCCCAAAAAUUCUCUAUGAAAAGUUUGUUGACUUUUUUCAUUCCAUCUCCCUUCCCUGUCACUGCUUUGCCUUCACAAACAGCUUGAAUGUUUUGCACUGGGAUCACGUGUUACUGACCACAGUUUUAAAAGGGCAGAACAUCACUGGGCAGAGAAGACAGAAAGGAAGGAAAAUGUACCUGUGGGAGGCACUCCCUGUUGUGGAAGCUCGAGUGGAGAAACUGCUGGAGAAAAAAAAGUACAAGGAGGUUGUUCGGUACCUGAGAGCUGUGAAAUGCAGUGAAAACGGAAGGCUCCGCGACCUUCGGGACCUGAUCCCAUUCUACCUGUGCAAAACUGGGAAUUUCCUGGAUGCUGCCCAUUCCCUGCUGAUCCCUGUGAACAGCCUGGCCUGCUGCUCUGCCUGCAGGAUCACUCCCUGCCAGUUCAAGAUCUACCUCAAGAUCUUCAGGACAGGCUGUGUUCCCUCUGGGAAUGAGAUGCUGGAGACAGGGCCCUGGCUUACAGCUGGAUCUCCCCUGAGGAACACUGUGCUAAUUAAGCAGGCACUCAAACUGCUCUACAGCAGCGAGGCACUCUACAGGAACCCCAAAUGUUGGAGUUCGUUCAUCAUGAUUUUGGGGAGCAGCAAUUUGCUGGAGAAGAGGGGGCACCUGCUUCCCUUAUCCCUGAAGGAGCCCCCCCUUAGCUUCCAAGAGAAUGUGCUGGCUGCCAGUGCUAACUUCCUGAAGGAUCUCAAGUCUGGAGUUAAUGUCUCUUUACCAUCUGCUAUUUUCACUGGUGAGCUGCACCAUGAGGCUUCUUUCAUCCUGGCAGUGCAAGCAGUGCAGCAGAUGCUUUGUUGUGACCUGCCCCACUUGAAUUCCUUCAUAGAGCUAGUCCUGGCUUUUGGGAAAAACUUCUGGCCUCUGAGGCUGUUGCUGGACCAACUUUCCUAUGAGGAGCACAUCCUGUGUGGCACUGCCAACCUGCUUUUGAGGGAUCUGAGUCGGGAGAAAGCCAUGAUGCUGAGAGUAUGGGAGAACCUUGGUCCCCAGUACGUGGGGGAGUUCCUGUGCCUGUUCCUAACCUCCAGACACAAGAGGAUGCAAUCUGUGGGGCUCCUCAGCCUCAACAUGGUCAUAGAGAACCUGCACCUAUGUCCCUGGGCAAAGCAGCUCUGCACCUUUUUCCAUGAAUCAGGGUUGAGGCAGCUCCCCUUUGGCACCACAGUUCACCACGAAGUUUCCAAGUUUGUCAGUGCCUUUGAGAAGCUCUGAUUUGGACCAAAUCCUCA